UCAAGAUCAAAGUUCAAACAAUAAUUUAUACAAAUUUGUGAAAUACCAAAAGUGUUCUAGUGAAAUCUAAAACAAGUUACUUUAUCAAACACCAAAUAAACAAACACCAACUCAUAUCAACAUGCUGCAAAACACCAAGUUCUACAAGCACGCUUUGGAUGCCCAGAAGAGGCAAUUGCCCGAUCCAUUGCCACCAAACUACAUUGACAACCUGCACGAGAUCUUCUUCGAGCAGAUCUUUGAGCGCAUCGAUUAUCUCAGCGAUCAGGUGAGAAUGGCACGUGCCUAUCCUCAGUUCCUGCCUCAGAUCCUGAAGAUGUGGCAAAAGCGUUGGCAUUACUGCAUUGUUGGCCCAAAUACCGCAUUCUUGGGCCUGCUCGACAUCGAGGAUUAUGUCUUCUUCAUGGAACAAAUGUCGCCCUACUUCACCGAGCUGCAUGUGCAUGAGGAUGGCGUUGGCGCCUUUGCCGAGUUCUACGAUUACAUCACACAUUUGUGCGACAUCAGCAUCAUGCGCUUUCCCAGCGUUGAGAGUUGUGUCCUCGCUGGCAAUCCGACCACCAUGUGCGAUGAGGACGUUCGUGAUCUGACUGCAAUGCUGCCCAAUCUGAAGCGUCUCACCAGCUGCAUGAAUCUCUCUGGUGCCCAUAUGCGUGGCUUUAGGAAGCUGGAACAAUUGGCAUUCAAGUCGAUGUACCAUUCAGUUCCUUUGGACAGCCGCUGGAUGCAGGAGAUCUGCCUGAGCAUGACAAACUUACGCGUCUUGGACAUCACAGAUUCCUUUGACAGUCAUGUGCGCUUACACGACAUCAAGCUGCCCAAUCUGGAGGUGCUCAAGAUCAAUCUGAGCACAGUGGAGAAUAUGGUGCCACAGAUACUGCAGCUGCCCAAGCUACGCAAAUUGGCCGUGCGAUUCGAUGACUCCCGCCAACUGAAUGCCGACCAGGAGACCAUCUUCCAGCAGAUCAUAGUGGCGAAGAGUGAAUGCAUCACAAGGAUUGCGCUGAACAAUGAGGUCAUCCAAUUGCCUGCCCGCUGGCAAAACAGUCUGCUACUGGAGCUGCCCAAGCUGCGUGCUCUGGUCUGUGAGAAUUGGAAUCACGAUGUGUUCUUCCUGGAUCGCAAGCACAUUCCCUGCCAUCAGAUGCAGGUGCUCAGCUUCAGUGGCUGGGAGAUUGUGCGCGAAAAUCAAAUGAUGGAAUUGGUUGCCGAGUGCCCGCAGCUGACACAACUCGCUCUCAAUGCCUAUCACAGCAACACCGACAAGCUGCAGAAGCUGGUGAACAUUCGUGCCUACGAGCGCAACCCGAAGCCGUUGCAAGUGUUCAGCGAUAUGAUGUGGAGCCAUCUGCAUCCCAACGAGUUCCAGUACUGGCAUCGCGACAACAAAUACGUGCAGGUGACCUGCGAUGGCAGCGACUACGAGUACCAGGAGGAUGGAUUCGAGUUUGACUUUGUCUAAAGGCCUCAAACUCACUUUAAUUGU
Molecule: messenger RNA, 1486 nt
Organism: Drosophila nasuta
Lineage: Eukaryota; Metazoa; Arthropoda; Insecta; Diptera; Drosophilidae
Gene: bard
Product: protein bard
Exons: 1
Coding region: 122-1462 (446 amino acids)
Source: RefSeq, a predicted model, not a curated record